This is a messenger RNA of Condylostylus longicornis, 26874 nucleotides long. RefSeq names its product dystonin (gene shot). Gene Ontology annotation, biological process: intermediate filament cytoskeleton organization; wound healing. Bases 341 to 26740 code for a protein of 8799 amino acids. The transcript is spliced from 34 exons. Gene Ontology annotation, molecular function: calcium ion binding; structural molecule activity; microtubule binding. Gene Ontology annotation, cellular component: membrane; intermediate filament; cytoskeleton. The record is from RefSeq and is a predicted model, not a curated record. Lineage: Eukaryota; Metazoa; Arthropoda; Insecta; Diptera; Dolichopodidae.
AUUUAUAAAAGAGAGAAUUAAACGAAGAGAAAGAAAUUCGUUUAUUCCAAAAUAUUCUUUUGUUUAAUUAUUUUGUUAAUUUAAUUCAUGUGAAACGAGAAUUUACGAUAAAAAAAAUUGUUUAUCGUAAAUUUUUUUUUUUUUAGUAUAAAAAAUUUUAUAAAAAUUAUUGUGCCUCGUUCUAAUGCUGUUCGAUAAAUUUUUAAAAUUUUAAAUUAAUUAAUUGAACAAAAAUUAAUUAAAUAAAGUUAUUAAAAAUAAAAAGUAAUCAUAAAAAAAAAGUGAAACAAAAAAAAAAGUAUUAGAACAAAAAUUUAAAAAUUAAAAAAAAAAAAACAAAAUGACUACCCAAUCAUAUUAUAAAGAUCGUUUGGGUUUUGAUCCACGUGAAGUUUUAUAUGAACCUGGUUCAACACCAACAAAGGGACGUUCAAGUAGUCAUCAAAGAAUAUCAAUUAGUCCGGGUGGUAGUGGUAGUGGCGGCGGCGGCGGCGGUGGUAGUAGUAGUGGUGGCACUUAUAUUAAUAAUAAUGAUCGUAAUAGUAUGGAUCGUUAUGAUAGUCCACAAGCAAAACGUAUAAAACAAAAUUAUUCAAUUGUUGAUAGUAAUAAUCAUGAAUCAAGUGGUUAUGAAGAUGCUCUAACACAAUUUAAAGGUACAAUGUCAAUAUGGCAAUAUUUUGUUGAAAAUUGGGAUAUAUUAUAUGAACGUGAUGCCAUACAAAAAAAGACUUUCACAAAAUGGGUUAAUAAACAUCUAAAAAAGCACUGGAAAUAUGCAGCCAAGACGUAUACAUUUUUACAUGUUUGUGUAUCGAUCAGUGGGUCACCCUGUUGUCCUCCAACUGCCUCCCGACGUGUUGACGAUCUCUUUGAAGACUUGCGUGAUGGACAUAAUUUGCUUUCUCUCUUGGAAGUUUUAUCUGGCGAACAUCUUCCCAGAGAAAAAGGAAAAAUGCGCUUUCACAUGUUGCAGAAUGCUCAAAUGGCACUUGAUUUUUUACGAUAUAAAAGAAUCAAAUUGGUUAAUAUACGUGCUGAAGAUAUUGUUGAUGGCAAUCCAAAGUUAACACUUGGUUUGAUUUGGACAAUUAUUUUACAUUUCCAGAUCUCCGAUAUAGUUGUUGGUAAAGAAGACAACGUAUCAGCACGUGAAGCUCUAUUAAGAUGGGCACGUCGUUCAACAGCACGUUAUCCAGGUGUUCGUGUAAAUGAUUUUACAACCUCAUGGCGUGAUGGUUUAGCAUUCUCAGCUCUAAUACAUCGUAAUCGACCAGAUUUGCUUGACUGGCGAAAAGCAAGAUCUGCUCGACCACGAGAGCGCUUAGAAACAGCAUUCCAUGUUGUCGAAAAAGAAUAUAAUGUCACACGUCUGCUUGAUCCUGAAGAUGUUGACACUAAUGAACCGGAUGAAAAAUCAAUGAUCACAUAUUUAUCAUCAUUGUAUGAUGUGUUCCCAGAACCACCAUCAAUACAUCCAUUAUUCGACCAGGAUUCACAACGUCGUGUACACGAAUAUAAAGAAUUAGCGCAUAAUUUUAUAUCAUGGUGCCGUGAAAAAACUGCCUAUUUACAGGAACGAUCGUUCCCAUCAACAUUAAUUGAAAUGAAACGCUUAUUAAAUGAUUUGAAUCGUUUUCGUAAUGAUGAAAUACCACCAAAGAAACGUGAAAAAACGAAAUUAAUACAAUGUUAUAAAGAAUUAGAACGUUAUUUUGAAUCAAUUGGUGAAGUUGAAAUUGAUCCACAAUUAGGGCCAGAUGCAUUAGAAAAAGCAUGGUAUCGUUUACAAACAGCUCUCUCUGAUCGUGAUUUAAUAUUACAACAAGAAGUUGAAAGAUUAGAACGUUUACAACGUUUAGCUGAUAAAGUACAACGUGAAAUAAAACAUUGUGAUAUUAAAAUCACUGAAUUAGAAACAACAAUUAUUGAAGAAAGCCGUCGUAUUGAACGCUUACAUCCAAUUGAAGCUAAAAAUAUUGUUGAAAGUUUAGAAACUGAUAUUAGGCAUUUAGAGGAACCAAUAAAAGAUAUGAAACAAGAUUGUAUUAUAUUAAAAGAAGGACGUUAUCCACAUGCUAACGAUUUACAAAAGAAAGUAACGAAACUCCAUCAAAGAUGGGCACAAUUACAUACAACAUUCCAUACUUCAUUAGUACAGAAAUUAUCUGGCCUUAGUUAUCCCGUCCAUGAAACAACAUUGGCGCGUCAAACGCGUGUUGUUGUCGAAGCUAGACAAAUUGAUACAAAUCCAUAUUUUAGAGAUUUACAAGAAUACACUGAAUGGUGUCAAAAUAAAUUGAAACAAUUAUUGGCUGCUGAUUAUGGUUCUGAUUUGCCAUCAGUUAAAGCGGAAUUAGAACAUCAUCAACAAGAGCAUAAAACUAUAGAUCAAUUCCAUUCAAAAAUUGCACAUGCCGAAAGACAAGAGUCCAAUUUUAGUGGUGAUGAAUUACAUUUAUAUCAACAACGAUUAAAUGCUUUACAAAAAUUAUACGCUGAACUAUUAAGUACCUCAACGAAACGUUUAUCCGAUUUGGAUGCGCUUCAACAUUUCUUAGCCCAAGCAUCAGCUGAAUUACAAUGGUUGAAUGAACGUGAACAAACUGAAAUUACACGUGACUGGGCUGAUAAAAAUCUUGAUUUGUCAUCGAUUCAUCGUUAUUAUGAGCGAACAUAUGGAAAUGGUGAUGAAAAUCUAAUGUCCGAAUUGGAGAAACGUGAAAUACACUUUGCAACGAUUUUAGAUCGUGGUGAAGAUCUUCUACGACAACAGCAUCCAGCUUCAAAAUGUAUUGAAGCACAUUUACAGGCCCUACAAUCACAAUGGGCAUGGCUGUUACAACUCACAUUGUGCCUUGAAGUUCAUUUAAAACAUGCAACAGAAUAUCAUCAAUUCUUUACAGAAAUAAAGGAUGCAGAACAAUGGCUUGCAAAACGUGAUGAAAUUUUAAAUACAAAAUACUCACAAUCAGAUUUUGGUUUAGAUCAAGGAGAAGCUUUAUUACGUGGUAUGCAAGAUUUAAGAGAAGAAUUAAAUGCUUUUGGUGAAACAGUACAAGCUUUACAACAACGUGCUCAAACAAUAAUACCAUUAAAAGCACGUAAACAACCAGUUAAUAGACAAUCACCAGUACAAGCAAUUUGUGCGUAUAAACAACAGGGACAAGUUGCAUUAGAAAAAGGUGAAUCAUGUACAUUAAUUGAUAAUUCUGGUCGGGUCAAAUGGAAGGUGCGUAAUUCAAAAGGAGCUGAAGGUUCUGUACCAGGUGCUUGUCUUUUAAUGCCACCACCAGAUCCAGAAGCGAUUGAAGCUGCUGAUCGUCUUAAAAGAUUAUUUGAUCGUUCAGUUGCUUUAUGGCAAAAGAAACAAUUACGUUUAAGACAAAAUAUGAUUUUCGCUACAAUACGUGUUGUUAAAAGUUGGGACUUUGAACAAUUCUUAGCCAUGGGACCUGAACAGCGUACAGCCAUUCGAAGAGCAUUAAAUGAUGACGCUGAUAAAUUGCUAAGUGAAGGUGAUCCAAAUGAUCCACAAUUAAGACGUUUGAAACGUGAAAUGGAAGAGGUGAAUCGACUAUUUGAUGAGUUUGAGAAACGUGCUAGAGCAGAAGAGGAAAGCAAACAAGCAAGUCGUCUAUUUACCGAACAAUGUCUCACAAUCAAAACAAAACUUGAAGAUAUGGCUAGAGAAUUGGAUCAUAUUAUAUUGUCACCAAUGCCACGUGAUUUGGAUUCAUUAGAACAUUCUGUACAAAUUCAUGAAGAUUAUAAACGUCGUCUUAAAUUACUUGAACCAGAAUUGAAACAUUUACAAGAAACAUUCCGUACAAUUGCACUUAAAACACCAGCUCUUAAAAAGAGUUUAGAUAAUUUAAUGGAAUUAUGGAAAGAAUUGAAUACUCAAAGUAAUUUACAUGGUGAUCGCUUAAAAUUACUUGAAGGUUCUUUAGCUGGUCUAGAGGAUAAUGAACAAGUUAUAUCAGAAUUGGAAGGAAUAUUAGCUAAACAUCAAGAUUUACCCUCACAUGAAGACGGUUUGCAUCGUGUAUUUAAAGAAUUAACAAGAAUGCAAGAUAUUAUAACACAUCAACAACCGCAAAUGGAUAAAAUGAAUGAUGCAGCCGAUCAAUUAGGUCGUAUGGGUGUACCAACAAAAGUUUUGGGAGAUUUAAAACGUUUACAUGCAAAUGUUGAACGUUUAAAUACAAGAUGGAGUCAUGUGUGUUCACAAUUGGGUGAAAGGUUGAGAGCUGUUGAAACUGCAAUCGGUCUCUUGAAAAAUCUAAGUACUGGUAUUAUAAAAGAAGAAACAUGGAUUGAUGGUGCUACUCAGAAAUUAUCAGCAAUGCCAACAGCUGCAUCUGCAAUUGAAAUAGAUAAUUUACUUGGUCAAGCUAUUGAAAGAAAACCAAAAAUCGAACAAGUUAAUAUUGCUGGAGGUCGUUUAAUACGCGAAGCUAAGAUCUAUGAUGGUAAAUGUCUUCACUAUAUUGAUUGGUUAGUUGAAGCAAGACCAUCAUUUUCACCACCACGUCGUGAUUUACGUCCACCGGAUGCUGAUCCAGGAGCAACUGAAGUAUUUAGUCAACGUUUAGAUACAUUAAAUAAUAAAUAUGAAAGAUUAUUAGAAAUGUUAUCACAGAGACUGAAGACGGCAAUUGAAGUUAAUGGAGCUGAUGGUUUGCGUUAUGCAGAAAGUUUACAGAAACCACUUAGAACAUAUAGAGUUGAAUUUAAUUUGAGUGGACCAGCUGGCGAUGGUACCCAAAUUAAUCAAAAUAUCGGUGAUGAUAUUUAUACAUCAUCCUAUACAACACAAUUCAGUUCAACAAAACAAACAACAACCAAAACAAUUUAUGAAAGUACAGAUUAUACAAAUCGUAAUAGUCAGAGUCGUGAAACAACACCAUCAAAACGUAAUGGUGAUGCAACACAAUCACCACCGCCUCUUAAUAAUGCCUCUUCAGUACAAUUUAAUAAAAUUCUUAGUCUUAAACGAGUACAGAAAUCAAAUGAAAGUGUUGGUACAGAAACAUCACGUUUAUUAUUAGAUGUUCCUGGUAUUAAAGAUCCAAAAACUGGACGUAUAUUAACGGUUGGUGAAGCAAUUCAUUUAAGAAUAUUAGAUGUUAGAACCGGAGAAAUAAAUGUUAAUGGAAAACCAAUUAAUUUAAAAGAAGCUGUACAACAAGGUUUAAUUGAUCCAAAUUUAGCAAAUGAUUUAUUACAACCAAAUGCUGGAAUUGAUCCACAAACUGGUCGUAAUUUAUGUUUAUUAGAAAUAAUACAAAAAGAAAUAUCUGAAGCUGAAAAUGGUUAUGAAUCAGCUGAGAAACGUAUUAAGGUAAAUGAAAAAGUAGACCAAAUCGAUAGUAGUAGUGGUAGUGGUCAUAUAAGUAAAAUCACAGUAAGAGUAAAUAAUGAGCGUCCAAAAAGUAUUGCUGAUGCUAUAGCUGAUGGUAAUAUUGAUGGAAAUACUGGUUUAUAUAAAAUUGAAAGUGAUGGUCAAACAAUAAGUAUUGCGGAAGCUUAUGAACAUGGUUAUUUAAUAAAACAUGAAUCAGUUACAAUUAAAUCAAAUGCCUUAUGUUUAUCGGAUGCAAUUGCACAUGGAUUAGUUGAUAAUAGUGGUUGGAUAUCAGAUCGUAAUUCCGGUGAUAAAUUUAGACUUGAUACAGCGAUUUCAAAUCAAUUAAUAAAUUCGAAAUGGCGUGAAAUUGUUGACGCCAAAAAUGAUAAAAAGGUAACACUAGAUGACGCUAUUAAAUUAGGUAUUUUGAAUACGAAAACCGGAAGAUAUAUUAACCAAGUGACAAAAGAAAAGUUAACAUUUAAUGAAGCCCGUAAUAGGCAAUUAAUUUUAAAACCUUUAACAUUGAAAGAUGUUGUUGAUCUAAAUUUACUUGAUAAAAAUUCAGGUAAAAUAACCAGUCCAAUGCGUAGAGAAAAAUUAACAAUACUAGAAGCUAUAAAUUCUGGUGUUUUAGACGAUAGUAACUUAAAAUGUAUUACAAAACAAAAAGGUGAGCUAAUAACUUUACAAGAAGCAAUUGCUGAUGGUAUUAUUUUACCAUCUGAAGUUAAAUAUUGUGAUUUUAAAACUGGUGAAAAAAUUUCAAUUCCUGAAGCUGUAGAUCGUGGCCUUAUUAGUUCUGUACAACAAAGAUCCUUAUUUAAUAUUGAUGGUUUCAAAGAUCCUUAUAGCAAUGAUUUUGUUAGUUUUAAUGAAGCUAUAGGUAGAGAUAUUUUAAUUCGUAAAAAUGGUGAAUUUUUCAUUGAUUCUGGUAAAGGUAAUUUAUUAGAUUUAAAAAGUGGUCUUCAAUCUGAAAUUAUUCGUGGUGAGGUAUAUGAAAUGUUUAACCGUCCGAUUGGUGUGCAUGAUGCUAGUGGUAAAGAAUUGACAGUAAUAGAUUUAGUUUAUUUAGAGCUUUUAGAUCCAAAAACUGGAUAUUUAUUAGAUCCUAAAACAAAAACACCAAUUCCAUUAGAUACAGCUAUUGAACGUAAAUUCAUAACACCUGAUGGUGCCUUAUUAUUAAGUAGUUUAUUAAAUAUAACAUUGACGACAGAAACUGUUACAAAAACUAUUAAACGUUAUGUUACGGUUACAUCUGGAAGCCAACCAGAAGAAGUAGUUUUAACAUUUACAGAAGCGGUCCGACAAGGUUUUAUUGAUGAAUCACGUCAGUUGUUUAAAGAUCCGAAAACUGGUAAAAUAUAUUCAAUUCAACAAGCAUUAAAUUUCGGUUUAUUAUCGCCUGAUACUGAUACUGAUGUUCCAGAGCCAUCCAGUCGUAAAACGAAAAAAUCUACAUUGACAAUAGUUACAAAACAAAUCAUUCCAGAGCCUGAUCCAAUUAAACUAAAAUCCCAAAAAAUUAUUGAAAAAUCAAUUGAUAUUCCAAUACCUCAAAAGGCUGAUACAAUAAUUUCUCCAACUGGUGAUGGCUCAAAACAAUUUUCUUCAACAUAUCGUACGGAAACUGUGGUUGAAGAAACAAAAGGCUCUAAAACUUUGGUUUCAGAGUUUAUAACGUCUGAAAAGCAGCAUCAAAUAACCGAAAGACACUCGUUUGAAUUACCACCAGAAGGAUGGUUAUUGUCUAAAGCUAUCGAACAAAAACUAUUGGACCCUGAAACAGGUCUUUUCCUAAUCCCUGGCACAGAUCGUUUAGUUAGCUUCCAAGAGUGUAUUCAACUUCAAAUCAUUAAUAAAAAUUCAGCCAGUGUUAUCGAUCCUAAAAACGGGCGUAAAAUUACUAUAGAUCGAAGCUUAGAAAAGAAAGUACUUGAUUCUACUGGUAAAUAUAAAGAUAAUAAGAAAACUAUCAGUAUGAAAGACGCGAUAAAAUCUGGUAAAAUAAUAUUUGAAAAUCCAUCUGAAGUUGAUUUAACAAAUCAAAAAAUAAUUCAAAUUACAAAAGUCACUGGUAAGCCAGAUGUUGUUGAGGUCUCUGAUCGUCUCAACGAAAAUCCUCCACAAUUUGUGCCAAUUACAACAACAUCUUCAAAAAGAGAAUUACCUAGUCCUGAACCUAUUCAAAUCACUCCAGGUGCUAUAUAUGAUCCUUCAACGGCUUUAGUUAUAUUCACACAAACAGGCCAAUCUGAAAAUAUAUUAAGUGCAGUUGCUAAGGGCUUAAUUGAUCCCAAUUUAGUUAAAUUAACUGAUCCUAAAAGCGGAGAGCAGAUUUCUGUUUCUCAAGCCAUUUCUAAAAAUUUAAUAGAUCCAAGAACAGGAGAAGUAAUCGAUAAAACCGGAAGUAGAUUAGAUUUAGUUAGCGCUGCAAAAUUAGGGGUUCUUGCUGUUAUCGGUGCUCCAUUAGUUGCUGCUGAAGGCGCUCUAAAAACUCUUCGGUUUGUCACGGAUCCAAGAACAGGGGAAGAAAUUCCCGUCGAAUUAGCAUAUCAAAGGGGGAUUGUUUCACGUGAUGAACUUUCUUUUGAUUCGUCAAAAGGCUCUACACCAACACAAACAAAAAGUCCCGAUCGUACAGGUAUUAGAUCAAUGACCGAAGAUUUUAUUAAUUUAGAAAGAGGAAGCUUACCUAGCGAAGGUGACUUAAACGUAAUGGUGUCCACUGAACCUAAACAUUUAAUUUCAAUAGGUAGGGUCAAAUCCUUAAGCCCAGAAAAGGAAACAAAAGUUGUUGUAUUGCAGAAAAUGAGAAAACAAAUUUACAAACCUAAAGAUGCCCAAAAUAAAGGUAUUAUCGACGAAGACACAGCAACGAUCUUAGAAAACAAGUCAAACUUUACUACACCAGAUGGAGAAGUUUUAACAAUAUCAGAAGCAUUAGAAGUAGGACUAAUAGACGGAACAAAAGGUAAAAUUGUUGAUCCACAAAGAGGUGAUAUUCUUAAUAUAGCUGAAGCUGUUGCACGCGGUAUAAUUGAUCCUCAAGGUACAAAUAACAUAUUAAUACCAAUAGCUAAAAGCAUUUCGAUUCCUCAUUUGAAAGAUCAAGGUUUAAUCGACCCUUCGAAUGCGAAAAUUGUCCAUCCUGAAACAGGGUCACCGUUGUCAGUAAAAGAAGCAAUCAUUUGUGAAGUUUUAGAUCCCAAAUCGAAACUUUUAAAACCCAAAUCGACAGUGGAAUCAGCUAUACAAGAAGGUAUAAUUGAUGAGGAUGAAUCAACUGUAAAUACGAAAAAAGGAAAUGUUGAUUUACUUCAAGCCAUUGACCAAAAAGUUUUCGAUCCAAAAGACUCUGGAAAAUCUUUAGAAGAAAUUCCUCCAGUUGGUAUGACAUUUCCAGUUGCCGUCAAGAAAGGUUUAUUUGAUCCUUCAACAAAUGAAAUUGUUCAUCCUAUAACUAAAGAACGAAUUCCAAUUAAACAGGCCAUUGACGAAAACCUCAUAAUGGCUGUACCGUAUCCUCCAAAUCCAGAUUCCAUUGAACUAAAUGAUGCUCUAUCGACUGGUAUAAUUAAUACAGAUAACGGUAUAAUGAAACAUCCAAAAACUGGUGAAACAAUUUCUAUAAAAGAAGCUGUUGAUAAUGGUGUUUUAAUAAUUAAACCUCUUCCAGAGUUUGUUCUAACACAUUCUACAGGUCCUGUAACCUCCGUUACAGAAACUAUUACAUCAGUUCACACUGUCACAACAAAAACUAUUGCGUUAUUGCAAGGAUACGCAAUGGUAAAUGAUAAAGUACAAAAUCUACAAACUGGUGAAAUUAUUUCAAUAGAAGAAGCUAAAGAGAAGGGAAUAAUUUCUGACGAAUCUGAAACAAAACAAACAGUUGCCACAAAAGAAAUAAAACAGAAUUUCGCAGAUGCUGUACGAGAGGGUCUGGUGAACAUUAAAGAUGGAACAUAUACUGAUCCAAAUUCUGGCGAAACUAUAUCUGUAAAAAAUGCCGUCGAAAAAGGAAUUUUAACCAUUGAAAACCAAAUAAUUCAAUCAGGUAAACAAAUUGAAGCUCCUGUACAAGAAAAACCUUUAGAAAAUUUGACAAUAACUGAAGCAUAUGAUACUAUUUAUGAUGAAAAAACAAAACAAUUUAAAGAUCCUAAAGACGAGAAACGGUUACUUACAUUGAAACAAGCUAUGGAUGAAGGAAUUGUAAAUCCUAAAUCUGUUGUGUAUGAUAUCCCAAGCGGAAAAGUUCAAACUUUAGAAGAGGGAGUAAAUCAAGGUUUAAUAAGUCCAACAACUGGCGAAAUUAAGCAAAAAUCGGGAAUAUCUGUAAAUGUUAAACAAGCAGCAAAAAUGGGUUUACUAGCCGUUGUAGGAGCACCUGUUUUAGCUGGAAUUACAGUUGUAGAUGCAGUUAAGAAAGUCGUGAAAAAAGGUGACGAGAAAGAUAAGGAACCUAAGUUUGCAGAUAAACCGAAACCAACAGAACGGCUAACUGAAAAACCAAUUCCCAAGAAUAGAUCACCUGAAAAGGAGCCUCCAAUCCCAAUAGAAAGAACAAAAGUAGAAAAAGUUGUUGAAGUUGUAAAAACAGAUAAGCCUAAGCCUCAUGAAUCUAUUCAAGUAGAAAUUAAAAAUGAUACACCUGUUGUCAAAGAAAAAGUCAUAGAAAAGGUUGACGAAUCAAAGAUUGCAAAAGACAAAAUUAAACCAAAAGAUAAGCCGGCAGAAAAUAUAGUGAAACCAGCAGAUAAAACUGAUGUCAAAGAAAAUACUACUGAAGGUGACCUGAAAACGGUAUAUAAUGAAAAAUCGAUUGACACUCACCAUAGAAAAAUAGCUGAUCCUUCAAUAACUGAAACUAUCACAACUGAAACUACUACAACAACUACUACAAUUACAACAAAAACUAGUGAGUUACCUAUUGAAUCUGAAAACACUGAAAUAAAAUUGAUUGAACCACCAGUAGCAGAACAAAAACAACCUUCUAAUAUUAAUGAUUUCUUGGAAGCAGAACGUUUACAGUCUCUUCCUAAAGAGAAAAUUGAACCGUCUGUUGAGAAGUCAAACGAAUUGAUAAAAGAAUCACCGGAAUCUGAAAUUGUCGAACAAGAAUCUUUUGAAACAACAAGUUCAACAAUUACAAAAACUACAACAACAGUUGAAACAAUUACAACUAUAACAGAAUUACAAAGGCCGAUUGAGUCUGAAAUUUUAGAAAAGCCUCAGAAGGCUAUUAUAUCUAAUGUAGAUGAUUUCUUGGAACAUGAAAGAAAUGCUACAAUACUUGCGAAUGGAAGUACAGUAGCAAGUGACCCAAGUUUGAAUUCAACCGUUACUAUUGAAACAAUUUCCUUUGUUAAAGAACCAUCCGGCACUGCAGUUGUAGAAGAACCUAGUUCAAAAGUCACAUCAGAAACUUUACAAAAAGAAAUACCAACAGAAGAAAAUCAAUUGUCCAAACCUCAAAAACCGGAAAGCCUUCCGAUUGGUGAUGCGAUUUCUCAGAACAAAAUAAAGCCUGACAUAUGUAAAAUUAUAGUAGAUGGUCAAGAACAACCGGAAGUUGUACAAGAACUUUUAGCCGAAGAGAAGUUAAGUCCCUUAGAUGAAGUUCGAGUAAUCGAUGAACGUUUAGUAGAACUUGAAAGAGUUCAAUAUGUAAUAGGUGCCAAUGACGAACUUACUUUAGAAAAACUUGCUGAGCUUGAUCUAUAUGAUCCUGAACAACAAAUAUUUAUUGAUCCUACAACUGGGCAAAAAAUUUCUUUCCAGACAUUAGUUUUUGAAAUGAAUAUAUUUGAUACAAGUACAAUUUUGGUAAAAAACUUUUCUCGUAGUAAAUAUGAGACUCUAGACGUGGCCUUAGAGCGGCCUUUACUUGACAAACAUACAGGUCAUAUGGUAGAUCCCAAAACUGGUAAAAAAAUACCAUUCUUUGAAUGUAUCGAACGCGGUUGGAUUAUCCGUGGUACUCCAAAACUCGAAAUGGUACAGCCGAUUGAAAAUUUAAUUGAUUCCAAGACUGGUUAUGUUUCCUUGGACAAUGGUCAAAUGAUCCCGAUAUCUGAAGCAUUAAAUAACGGUAUUAUAGAUAUACAAGCAAUAUCAGUGCGAAAUCCCGUCAGUGGUGAAGUUAUUCCACUGCGUAUGGCAAUUGAGUUGGGUGUAGUUGAUUUAAGUAGUGGUACACUUUUGGACAUUGCCACGAAUGAAGCUAUGACUAUGGAAGAUGCAUAUAAACGUGGAUUUUUAGUACCUGGUGCUAGAAAACCUAUAUCUCUUGAAGCCGCCGUUAAAACCGGUCUUUACGACCCAGAAUCUGGUAAAAUUUUAGACACAGAAUCCCAAAAUCGUGUUGAUGUCGAAAAAUCAAUCAAAAUUGGUCUUGUUGACCCCAAAAUAUCUAUGAUUGUUGAUACAAAAAAUAAUACUUCAUUGCCACUUGAUAGUGCUAUACAAGAUAAAUUGGUUGAAUCAGAAACCGGGCGAGUAAAAGAUACUAAAUCGAAUGAACUGAUUCCAUUUAAUGUUGGUAUUGAAAGACAAUUGCUUCAAACUAAUCCAGUUGUAUGGAGUUUAUGUGAGGUCCUUCAAAAGGAAUAUUACAAUCCAGAAAGUGGUAAGGUUUUAAGUCCCAUCACUGGUCAUGAAACGACACUUCACGAAGCAAUUGAUUCUGGUCUUAUUGAAGUUGAUUCUUCUUUAAUUAAAGAUGAAGACAAUGAUGUUCUAUUAUCUGGUAAAAAGGCUAUUGAAAUUGAUCUAAUAGACACCGAAAAAGGUGAUCUAACCCGUCCUAAACUUACGCUAGAUCAAGCCUUUGUUAAAGGUUACAUCGUAAGCACUAAAAAACCAUUAUCUCUUGUUGAUUGUAUUCUUCGAGGUCUUUACGAUCCUAAUAACGGUAAAUUUAAUAUUGAUGGUAAAUACCUUACACUAAAAGAUGCAAUUUUGGCCAACGAAACUAUAAAUCCACUUGAAUUAAUAAUAUUAGAUCCCAAAUCUGGCAAUAUUAUAUCGGUAGCUGAAGCUAUCAAAUUAGGUUAUUUAGAUCCAGUUGCUGGAUUAUUAGUUGAUCCGUCUUCUGGACUUAAAUUGACAUUAACUGAAGCUCUCGAAAACCGCAUUUUGAUUCCACCGAAACGUAAACGAAGUUUACCAGAUGCCGUUUAUGGCGGUUUGUAUGAUCCGAAAACUGGUCAAUUUAGCAACACAAUUACCAGAGAAGUACUCUCAACUGAACGUGCCAUUCGUAGAGGAAUUCUUGAUCCUGAGUCGACCAUUGUUAAUACUUAUGGCAAAGUGCUACCAUUCGAGAUUGGAGUGCAAGACGGUGUAAUCGACGCGAAACGUGGUACUGUAAAAGAUUCUGAUGGAAAAAAUAUUGACUUUAAAGAAGCUUUCGAUCGGGGUAUUCUUGUUGAAGCUAAAAAACCAUUAAGUUUGUCCGAAUCAGUAGUGAAAAAUAUUUAUGAUGAAGGUACAGGGUUGUUUAUGGAUCCAAAGUCAGGUAAAAAACUCACAUUUAGUGAAGUUAUUGAAGAAAAAAUUAUUGACCCAGAUUCAGUUCAAAUCAGAGAUCCAAAAUCAGGUGUUUAUAGAGAUCUUCAUUUAGCAGAAGCUAUUGAAAUGGGGGUUAUCGAUCCACAGACAGCAACCGUUACCUAUAAUAAUCAAAGACUUACUUUACGACAUGCAUUUGAAGUUACGAUUCUUGCUGAUAGCAAAGCUCCAGUUAGUAUUCAACGAGCUAUACAUCAAGGUCUAUAUGACGAAAAAACGGGAAAAAUUGUUGAACCAAAAACUGGUCGCAAUAUUACUAUUUUAGAAGCUACAAGAAAAUUCAUUAUAAAUCCUCAACUACCAUGCUAUUUCGAUGAACAAAAUGAAAAAAUGCUUACAUUAGCUGAAACAUGUCGAUCUGGUCUGAUUGACAGACGAGAAGGAGUUUUCAGAGAGCCAGGUAGCGAUGUAUACAUUUCUUUGAAUGAAGCGUUAUCUUUAGGACUGAUAGUCGACAUUGAAAGUGCAAGCUUCGGUCUAUAUGAGCUUCUUGCAAUGAAAUUUUAUGAUAUUAGUAGUCGAAAUGUGAUUCAGCCGGUUAGUAGCCGAUUAUUAACACUUCGGGACGCUUGUGUUGAAGAUGUUGUUAGUACGUCCUCUAGUUUAGUAAAAGAUGUUCGAUCAAAUAAAUAUAUAAGGUUAGGUAAUGCUAUUAAAGAAAGGCUUAUAGAUGAUUUGGAUGGUAGUUAUGUGCUUCCAGAUGGUAAAAAAAUAGAUUUAGAACAAGCUCGUGCUCAAGGAAUUAUAGUCUCUAAUAGAAAAUUAUUAAGUUUAGAAUUAGCACUACGAAUGCUUCUAUAUAAGCCAGAAACAGGUAAAAUUAUUGAUCCAUCAACAGGAGCUUAUUAUGAUUUAGCUGAAGCAAUUGAUAAUGGCUUAAUUGAUCAUGAUACAACUAUUUUCAAAAAUCAUGUAACAGGAAUAGAUUAUCCCCUUAAGCAAGCUAUUCAAAAUGGUGAUAUAGAUGUAGUAAAAGGUAGAGUUUUAGAUCCAAAAACAAAAACAACAUAUAACUAUCAAAUAGGUUUCGAUAAAGGAACUUUGGUUACGGCUCAUAAACCAAUUACAGAGCGUCCAUUUAAAAAACGUGAAGAUAGUAUUGAAUUAUUAGCAACCUCACCUGUAAGUAAAAUUAUUAGUAAGCCACGUGAAAUGUCCCUUGAUGAAGCUAUCCGUUAUGAAAUAAUCAAUCCUGAAACAGCAGUAAUUAAAGAUUUUAUUAGAACAUUUAAAUUUAUUCCAUUAUCACUUGCAAUUGAGGAAGGUACAGUAGAUAUAUCAAAGCGUUGUCUAGUCGAUCCUAAAUCACAAGUUUUUACAUUUGAUCCAAUGUUAAUUGUUUAUAAAACGGAACCGAUUUCAUUUGAUUAUGCGGUAGAAAAUCAAAGUCUAGAUUUAACAACCGGUAAAUUAACAUAUAUUCAACCAAAUACAACUGUUGAAACACCGACAAUAAUUAAUAAAAAUAAAAACAAUGAUAAUACUUUAAAACCUGAUUCUGAAGUUGAACUAAUUGAACCAAAAAUAUUAAGUCUUAAAGAUGCAACAACACAAGGUCUAUUAGAUCCAGAUUCAGCUUUAGUUAAAGAUGGUGCUAAAGAAAAAUUAGUUCGUUUACCAGAAGCAUUCCGUAAAGGUUUAAUGGAUGCUGAAAAAGCUAAUGUUUUAGAUACAAAAACAUCAAAAUUAUGUAGUUUACAAAUGGCAUAUGAAUCAGGUUUAUUGGUAACACCAAAACGUGCAUUUGGUUUACUUGAAGCAAUACAAUAUAAAUUAUAUAAUCCAACAACCGGUAAUGUAACUGAUCCAUUUCAAACAAGUCCAGAUAUAUUAAAUAGUAAACGUUUAACAUUAAAUGAUGCCAUACAAAAUGGUUUAAUUGAUCCAUCAACAACAAUGGUACGUGAUACAAUUAAUACAAAUAAUAGUGAAAUUGUACCAUUACAAACAGCAAUAGCAAAUGGUAUUGUAGAUGCCAAUGAUGGUAAAUGGAUUGAUAAAUAUGAUGAUAAAAAUAAUUUUGAUUUGGUAAAAGCUACUGAAAAGAAUUUAUUAUUACCAGCUGAACAGAGGCAAGCAGUAUUCGAAAAAUUCAACUUAUGCGAAGAAACUGUCACUGGGCUACUUAAAUGGAUUUCUACUGUAGAACAGAAAAUUGCUCGAAUUGGUGGACCUAAAGAAAAAAUUGAUGAUUUAAGAAAUCAAAUAAAUUCACUCAAGCAAAUCAAAGAUGAAAUUGAAUCUCAAUCACGUCCAGUUGCCUCCUGUUUGGAGCAAAUACGUCAAAUAGUUUUAACUGGUGGUGAUGUACUAUCAGCUCCUGAAGUAACAUCUUUAGAAAAUUCAGGACGUGAAUUACGUAGUCGUGUUGAUACAGCAACAAAUCGUACAUCAAAAUUAUUAAAACGUCUUGAAGCAUCACGUGAUGAAUUAAGUAAAUUAAGUUCAGAAUUAGAUAUUUUCUCAAAUUGGUUACAAUCCGCAAGACGUAUAUUGGAAGAUAAAGAACGUGCUCUAUCUGAUUUAAAUCGUUUAUCCUCACAAUCAGAUUCAAUACGUGAAUUUGUUAGUGAUGUAAUUGCACAUCAAGCAGAUUUACGUUUUAUAACAAUGGCUGCGCAAAAAUUUGUUGAUGAAAGCAAAGAUUUUCUUAAUAUAUUAAAUGAAUUCCGUACAUCAUUACCUGAUCGAUUACCACAUAUUGAACCACUUGCUUCUUCUGAAAGUCCAAUACGUCAGGAAGUCUCUUUAGUUUCAACACAAUACAAAGAUUUGCUUCAUCGUGCCAAUAAUUUGUCUGACCGUAUGUCUGGUUUAGGUGGCCGCCAACGUGAAUACCAAGAUGCCGUCGAUAAGGCUAGAGAAUGGCUAAGAACUGUUCAACCACGUGUUACGCAAAUAUUAUCAGAUCCAAUUGCUGCUGAUCCACAAACUGUACAGGAACAAAUGAGUGAUGCUAAGCAGUUGCAUAAUGAAUUUUUGCAACAAGGUCGUCUAAUUGAUAAUGCUCAACAAGCUUUAGAUACACUUUUAAGAUCAUUACAAGGUCAAUUAAGUCCAUCAGAAGUUUCAGCACUAGAAAUUCCUGUUGAAGAAAUUAAAGAUAAAUAUAAUCAAUUAUUGGAAGCAUUAGGCGAUCGUUGUAAACUUUUAGAUACAGCUUUGGUCAAAUCACAAGGUGUGCAAGAUGCAUUAGAUGGUCUUGUUAGUUGGGUUAAUCAAGCUGAAGAUAAAUUCAACAUGCAAUUCCGCCCAGCAUCACUUAUAAAAGAUAGAUUACAAGAACAAAUACGUGAGCAUCGUCAGUUAUUGGCUGAUUUGCAAUCACAUCAAGCUAGUAUAGACAGUGUAACAUCAUCAGCACACGAUUUAAUGCCAACAGCCUCAAAUGCUCGAUUAGUAAAGAAAAUUGAACAAAAAUUAAAUGACGUAACAAAUAAGUUUGAAAAAUUAUUAGAGAAAACUGUGAAACGUGGUGAAUUCUUGGAUGACGUACUUGCUCAACUAGUAAGAUUCCUACAAGAUUCUUCAUCAAUUGAGCAAGAAUUAUGUUUACUCCAAGAAGCUCUUGAAAGUCGAGAAAUUGCUUCAUUAGAUGCUGGUCAAUUAGCACAUCGAAUGAAUGAAAUGUCCAGAAUGAAGGAAAAAUUGAGACCGCACUUUGAAGACUGCGUUAAAAUUGGCAAAGAUUUAAUACAAAUGCGUGAUGUAACUGACACUAGUGGUGUUAGGGAUCGCGUUAAAGCCUUAGAAAAUCAAUGGAAAAAUCUCGACACAUCUCUUGAUGAGAAAGCAAGAUUAUCAAAACAAAAAGCUGAACAACUUAAUGCCUAUGAAAAUCUCAAAGACCAAGUUUUAGCAUGGUUAGCAAGUAUAGAAGCUAGAACUAAUUCCUUACAACCAGUGGCAGUCGAUAUAGAUCUUAUUAAGCGACAAAUAGAUGAACUAAAACCAAUUCAAAAAGAUUAUCGUGAUUACGGUCCAACUAUUGAUAAAGUCAAUGACUUAGGAAAUCAAUAUGAUGCUUUAACACAACCGGAUAGUCCUGGACGUAAACGUUCUAGUUAUAGUCCCGUUAAACGUCCCAGUCCUAGUCGCCGACUUUCUGGAGAAAACCGCACUCCAAGCCCGACUAAAGGAGGUCAAUCUGUUUCACCUUUAUCACCAGGAUCAAGUGGUUUUGGAAGUCGACGAUCAUCACAAGAUGGUUUCCAAAUUAAUGAAACAACACCUAUUCAACAACAAUUGGGUGAAAUUAAUAACCGUUAUGGUUUAGUUGGAAUUCGUCUAAACGACAGACAAAAUGAAUUGGACAACUUAAAAGAAGAAGUUAAAAAACAUCAAGACAAUUUGAAAGCACUUCUUGUAUUUUUGGAUAAAGCUCAAAGACAAGUUCCUAAAGAACAAAUGGCCAGUAAAGAUGAAGCUGAACGCUGCACUAGGCAAAUUAGAAAAAUAUUGGAUGAAAUGUACGAGAAGCAAAGUUUAUUAGAUUCAACUAAAACACAAAUAAAGGAUUUACUUCGCCGCAAACCCGAUGUACCGGGUGCUGAUCGAUUAAGAAAUGAGCUUGAAAAUGUUGCUGAUCGAUGGAAGACAUUAUAUGAUCUAUGUAAGAGCAGAAUCGAUUUCUCUGAACAAUUGCGUGAUUUCCUGGAUACUCAUGAUAACCUUAAUAAUUGGCUUAACAGUAAGGAACGUAUGUUAACUGUUUUAGGACCCAUUUCAUCGGACCCAAGAAUGGUUCAAAGUCAAGUGCAGCAAGUUCAAGUUUUACGAGAAGAAUUUAGAACUCAACAACCGCAAUUGAAUCAUUUACAAGACGUUGGUCACGCUGUCUUGGAUCAUGUUAAAGAAAAUUCUCCUGAAGGGCAAGGUGUUGUAAAGAAACUCCGUGAAAUACAAAAGAAAUGGGAUGAUCUUGUUGGACGUCUAGAUGAGCGAGCUAAUAGUUUAGGUGGAGCAGCUGAUAGUAGUAAAGAAUUCGAUGCUGCAUUGAACCGACUUCGUGAGGCCCUGCAAAAUAUCAGUGACAAUUUGGAUGCAUUGCCGAUCGAUAAAGAUCAUCAAGAAAAUCUACGUAAAAUUGAAAAUUUGGAACGACAAUUGGAAGGACAACGUCCAUUACUUGCUGAUGCAGAACAAGCAGCUGCAGCUUUAUGUAAGGUGCUAAGUGAUCCAGCUUCUAAAGCUGAUGUCAAUAAUCGUGUUGGUGCUUUAGAAAAACAAUAUCAAGCAUUACAAAAGAAACUUGAUAAUCGUAAAGCUGAAACUGAAGCUGCACUACGCGAUGGACGACAAUUUGCUGAGAGUUGUUCAAAAACAUUAGGUUGGCUAGCAGGUGAAUUGGCGAACUUAUCAGAAAGAUUAUUGGUUUCUGCUCACAAACCAACAUUACAACAUCAAAUUGAUACCCAUGAACCAAUAUAUCGCGAAGUUAUGGCACGCGAACAUGAAAUCAUUAUGCUUAUAAACAAAGGAAAAGAUUUAGUAAAUCGACCAGGAUCAAGUCCAGAUCGUGCUGUCCAAAGAGAUUUGGAACGUAUUCAACAACAAUGGGAUAAACUAAGGCGUGACGCUGUCGACAGACAUACUCGCCUACAAACAUGCAUGGAGCACUGUAAGAAAUAUGGACAAACUUCGGAGUCAUUCCUUGCCUGGUUACGUAGUGCUGAAGAUAAACUAGCUGAUUUACGUCCUGGAAUUUUGAAAAAAUCACAAAUUGAUCAAAGACUACGCGAAUUACAAACCUUCCGUAGUGAAGUUUGGAAAAAAUCUGGGGAAUAUGAAAACACCAAAGGCUUGGGAGAUACAUUCCUUGCAGCUUGCGAUGUAGAUAAAGAUCCAAUUAAAAAUGAACUACAAGAUAUGAGGGAACGAUGGGACCGUUUGAAUAACGAUCUUUUGUUAAGAGCUCAAGAAUUAGAAACUUGUGCAAAUCGUUUGGCUGAUUUCAUGGAUGAGCUCAGAAAUUUGGAUCAUUCAGUUGGACGUUGUGAAGACCGCUUAGCUGCUCAUGAUUCUUUAGGAGGUGCCGGUAAAGAUCCAAAACUUUUAGAUCGUGUCAAAGCUAUUCGAGAAGACGUAACUACCCUAAAGAAACCAUUACAAAGUUUGAGACAAUCAGCAGCAGAUAUUGUUUCAGAAACUCGUGCCGCGGGCGGUGAUGCAGAUCAUUUAUCACAUGAAGUUGAAGGUUUAGGCGAUCGUAUUGGUGAUCUUCUGGACCGCCUCAAUGAUCGUUGCGGUGAACUUCAAUCUGCUGCCACAGCCGUUUCCCAAUUUAAUGAACAAGUUAAGAAUCUUGGACUUGAUUUGGCUGAUUUAGAAAAUCUUGUUGAUAACUUAACUCCACCUGGUCGUGAAAUCAAAGUGGUUCAAUCGCAAAUUAAAGAAGUCAAUAUCGUUUUGGAUAAAAUUGACCAAACAGCUGGCCGUGUUGGUGAUUUAGAACGUGCUGGUGAAAGUUUAGUUGAAUCAGGCUUCUCUCCCGAUACAGCACAAACUAGAGAUCAAAUUAUCACUCUUAAGAAAACUUUACUGAGAUUGGAGAAUCGUGCUAAAGAUCAAGAAGAAAACUUACAUACCGUUCUUAAAGAAUUACAAAGAUUUUAUGAUCAGUACAGUGUUCUUAUGGAUGAUUUGAAAGAUAUUUCUGAUGAAGUUAAACGAAUGAAACCAGUUAGUUCGGCCUUAGAAGAAAUUAAGAACCAACAAGAAGAUUUUAGACGAUUCCGCGAUCGUAAAGUUGAACCGUUGGCUCAAAAAGUUUCAGAAAUAAAUAGGGAUGGCAGAGAUUUAGUAAGAUCAGCUCAAACUGGUGUUUCUACGUCAAUAAUUGAAAAAGAUUUAGAAAAAAUGAAUGAAAAAUGGAACGAUCUUAAAGAAAAAUUGAAUGAACGAGAUCGUCGUCUAGAUAUUGCUUUACUGCAAUCUGGAAAGUUCCAAGAAGCUUUAAAUGGUCUUUCAAAAUGGUUGUCUGACACAGAAGACAUGGUUGCAAAUCAAAAACCACCAAGUGCUGAUUAUAAAGUAGUUAAAGCUCAACUUCAAGAACAGAAAUUCUUAAAGAAAAUGCUGUUAGACCGGCAGAAUUCGAUGUCGUCGUUGUUUACUUUGGGUAAAGAAGUAGCAGCAAAUUGCGAACCAUCUGAAAAAGCUGCUAUCGAGCGUCAGCUUAAAGAACUAAUGAACCGUUUUGAUGCUCUAACUGAAGGUGCUCAACAACGUGAAAGAGAUUUAGAACAAGCCAUGGAAGUCGCCAAAUUAUUCCACGACAAGCUUGCACCUUUACUACGUUGGUUAGAUAAUACAGAACGUUCAGUUAAAAAUAUGGAAAUGGUCCCAACAGAUGAAGAAAAAAUUCAACAAAGAAUUCGAGAGCACGACAAAUUACAUGAUGAAAUUUUAUCCAAAAAGCCAGAUUUUAGUGAGAUUGCAGAUAUUGCUGGGCAAUUAAUGGAUUUGGUAGGUGAAGAUGAAGCCGUUUCAUUGGGUGAAAAAGUUAAAACAACAACGGAACGUUACACCUCUCUAGUAGAAGCUAGUGAAAAUAUUGGACGACUUUUAGCUGAAUCUCGUCAAGGUUUGCGUCACUUAGUACUCACGUACCAAGAACUUGUUGCUUGGAUGGAGAGCAUGGAGAAAGAAUUUCAACGUUAUAAAGUUGUACCAGUCCAUACAGAAAAGGUACUUGAACAAAUGGAUCAUUUAGUGGAAUUGAAUGAAAAUGUUGCCAAUCACGCCGGAAGUGUUGAAUCAACUGUUGACGCUGGUUCAGAACUUAUGAAACAUAUUAGUGCUGAUGAAGCAAUUCAACUAAAAGACAAAUUGGACUCGUUACAACGCCGCUAUGGAGAACUUGCAAACAAAGGUGCUUCUUUACUGAAAAAUGCUCAAGAAGCACUUCCUCUUGUACAACAGUUCCAUGAGGCUCAUAAUCGUUUGGUUGACUGGAUGCAAGGAGCUGAAAGUGCUCUUGCUGCAGGUGAACCUCGUCAAGAUGAUAUUCUGCGUUUAGAAACUGAAUUAGCUGAUAUGCGUCCGGUGCUUGAAACAGUAAAUUUAAUUGGGCCCCAAUUGUGUCAAAUUUCUCCUGGGGAAGGUGCUUCAACAAUUGAAAGUCUAGUCACUCGCGAUAAUCGUCGUUUCGAUGCUAUUGUUGAACAAAUUCAACGUAAAGCUGAACGCCUUCAUCUAAGUAAUCAACGUGCCAAAGAAGUAACCAGUGAUAUUGAUGAAUUAUUAGAAUGGUUCCGCGAUAUGGAUUCUAGCUUAAGAGAUGCAGAUCCUCCAGCUCUAGAUCCACAGUUAGUUCGUGCACAAUUGCAAGAACAUCGCUCAAUUAAUGAUGAUAUAUCAAGUCAAAAGGGUCGCGUCCGAGAUGUAACUGCAUCAGCUAAGAAAGUUCUUAGAGAAUCUCCACAAAAUGAUUAUACCACUGCCUUACGUGAAAAACUUGAAGAUUUGAAAGAAGUUGUCGAUACUGUCGUUCAAUUAUGUUCAGAGCGUUUAAGCAUAUUAGAACAGGCUCUUCCACUAUCAGAACACUUCGCUGAUUCACAUAAUGGAUUAGCGUCUUGGUUAGAUGAAAUUGAACAUCAAAUUUCAUUGUUAAGUAACAUGCCAGCUUUAAGACCAGAACAAAUUGUAGCUCAGCAGGAUAAAAACGAACGACUAAUACAGUCAAUAUCUGAGCAUAAACCUCUCUUAGAUAAAUUAAAUAAAACAGGUGAAGCUCUUGCUGCCUUGGUUACAGAUGAUGAUGCUGCUAAAAUACAAGAAAUCCUAGAUUCUGAUAAUUCAAGAUAUUUAGCACUUCGCACAGAAUUAAGAGAACGUCAACAAGCAUUAGAAAGGGCAUUGCAAGAAUCAUCACAAUUUUCAGACAAAUUAGAAGGCAUGUUGCGUGCUUUAGCUAACACAUGCGAACAAGUUGAAAAUCUUGAUCCAAUCUCAGCAAUUCCUCAAAAAAUUGUUGAGCAAAUUGAAGAUAAUUCAGCUAUUGUUGAUGAUUUGAAUAAACGUACAGAAGCAUACGCAGCUGUACAAAGAGCUGCAAAUGAUGUUAUAGCCAAAGCACCUAAUAAACAAGAUCCUGCCGUUAAAGAUAUUAAAAAGAAAUUGGAUAAAUUGAAUCAAUUGUGGAAUGAAGCACAGAAUGCCACCAAAAAACGUGGUAAAUCAUUGGAUGAAGCUCUUGUAAUAGCAGAAAAAUUCUGGAAACAAUUGAAAGCUGUUAUGGAAACAUUGAAAGAAUUAGAAGAAACUUUAAGUUCACAAGAACCACCAGCAGCACAACCGCAAGAAAUCAAAAAACAACAAGUCGCAUUACAAGAAAUUCGCCAGGAAAUUGAUCAAACAAAACCAGAAGUAGAAGAGGUUCGUCGUAAAGGACAUAAUUUAAUGUCAUUAUGUGGAGAACCAGACAAACCAGAAGUUAAAAAGAAUAUUGAAGAUUUAGAUCAUGCUUGGGAUAAUAUUACAGCAUUAUAUGCUAAACGUGAAGAAAAUUUAAUUGAUGCUAUGGAAAAAGCUAUGGAAUUCCAUGAAACUUUACAAAAUUUACUGAAAUUCUUUGCACGUGCUGAAGAACGUUUUGCUGGUUUAGGACCAAUCGGAUCAGAUAUUGAAGCAGUUAAAAGACAAAUCGAACAACUUAAACAUUUCAAAGAUGAUGUUGAUCCGCAUAUGGUUGAAAUUGAAGCUUUAAAUAGACAAGCUGCUGAGUUAACAGAACGUACUUCGAUUGAACAAAAAGCAUCAAUUCGUGAACCGUUGAAUGCUGUUAAUCAGAGAUGGGAUAAUCUCUUGCGUGGAAUGGUAGAAAGGCAAAAACAAUUAGAACAUGCCUUACUGCAUUUGGGACAAUUCCAACAUGCACUCAACGAAUUAUUAGUUUGGAUUGGAAGAACAGAUACAACCUUAGAUCAAUUGAAACCGAUACCUGGUGAUCCACAAUUGUUAGAAGUUGAACUUGCCAAAUUGAAAGUACUUGCCAAUGAUAUUCAAGCCCAUCAGAGCUCUGUUGAUACAUUAAAUGACGCCGGUCGUCAAUUAAUUGAAUCAGAGCGUGGUUCAUUAGAAGCUAGUAAAACACAAGAAAAAUUACGAAAAUUAAAUGAUGAAUGGAGAAAUCUUUUACAAAAAUCAUCUGAUCGCCAACAUGAAUUAGAAGAAGCUUUACGAGAAGCACAAAGUUUCAUUGCCGAAGUCCAAGAUAUAUUGGGAUGGUUAGGAGAUGUUGAUGCUGUAAUAGGUGCUAGUAAACCCGUUGGUGGAUUACCAGAGACUGCAACGGAACAAUUAGAACGUUUUAUGGAAGUUUAUAAUGAAUUAGAAGAAAAUCGUCCAAAGGUCGAAACUUUACAGUCUCAAGGUCAAGAAUAUAUUAAGAAACAAAAUCAAAUGAAGGUUUCUUCUAGUAAUUUACAACAUAUAUUGAGAACUUUGAAACAACGUUGGGACGCGGUACUAUCAAGAGCUUCCGAUAAGAAAAUUAAAUUGGAAAUUGCUCUUAAAGAAGCUACUGAAUUCCACGAUACACUUCAAGCGUUUGUUGAAUGGUUAACUCAAGCUGAAAAACAAUUAUCAACAGCCGCUCCGGUUUCAAGAGUCUUAGAAACAAUACAAAUUCAAAUUGAAGAACAUAAAGUAUUGCAAAAAGAUGUUAGUACACAUCGUGAAGCUAUGUUGUUAUUGGAUAAAAAAGGAACACAUCUUAAAUAUUUCAGUCAGAAGCAAGACGUAAUUUUAAUCAAAAAUCUAUUAGUUUCUGUUCAACAUAGAUGGGAACGCGUUGUAGCUAAAGCAGCUGAACGAACACGAGCAUUAGAUCAUGGUUAUAAAGAAGCUCGGGAAUUCCAUGACUCUUGGGUUAAUUUAGUUCAAUGGUUACAAGAAACUGAAGAGACAUUAGAUCAUUUAACUGAAGAAGCAACAAAUUGUAAUGAAGCACAAAAAAUAAAGAAAUUCUUAGAUAAACUUAAAGAAAUUCAACGAAAUUUAUCUGCCAAACAAUCACAAUAUGACACCACAAUGCGUUCUGGUAAGAAUCUCAUUGACAGAGCACCAAAAGGAGAUGAACAAGUGCUUAAUAGAAUGUUAGUCGAACUUAAAGAAACUUGGACUCGCGUAUGUUCCAAGAGUGUUGAUAGACAACGUAAAUUUGAAGAAGCUUUAUUAUUAUCUGGGCAAUUUUCGGAUGCCUUACAAGCUCUUAUGGAUUGGCUUAAGAAAACAAGAUCGCGUUUGUCUGAUCAAGGUCCUGUACAUGGUGAUUUAGAAACUGUAACAACAUUGGUAGAACAUCAUAAGCACUUGGAACAAGAUUUACAAAAGAGAUCAGCUCAAAUGCAACAAGUUUUACGUACCGGACGUGAUUUAGAACGUUCUGGUGAUAAUCGUGAUAUUGCAAAACAACUAAAUGAAUUACAGUCAUUGUGGAGUGAUGUUGAAGAUUUAAGCUCUAAACGUGGAUAUCGACUACAAGAUGCUCUUAGAGAAGCUGAACGUUUGCACAAAUCAGUACAUAUGUUAUUAGAAUGGCUUUCAGAAGCUGAACAAAAACUACGUUAUGCACAAGCAGCUCCUGAUGAUGAAAAUUCUGCUAGAGAAUUAUUGGAGAUUCAUUCAAAAUUCAUGAGAGAAUUAAGAGAAAAAGAACGUGACAAAGAUAAUACAUUACAACUGGCACAAAGUAUAUUAGAUAAAGCGCAUCCUGAUGCAAUACCAAUAAUUAAAAAUUGGAUGACAAUAAUACAAUCAAGAUGGGAAGAAGUUUCACAAUGGGCAAUUGGUAGAGAAAAUAAAUUAAGAGACCAUUUACAAUCAUUAAGAGAUCUUGAUGAUACAAUUGAAGAAUUACUUAAAUGGUUAGCUGGAUUGGAAGCAACUCUAAUAAAUCUCGAAAGAGAGCCAUUGCCAGAUGAAAUACCACCACUAGAACAAUUAAUUGCCGACCAUAAAGAAUUUAUGGAAAAUACAGCACGACGUCAACCAGAAGUCGAUAGGGCAUGCAAACCUAAACAGCCUUUAGCAGGAACAAAAGAAGCAAGAAAACCAUCAAGACCUAGUAAAACACCUGUCCGUGGUUCUAGUCAUGAUAUUCGCGAGCAAUCGCCAGAUUAUUAUAGUGCAUCCAGAAGGCAAAGCUUUAAAGGAUCACGAGAUCAUGGAUUGAAUUCACGACGAACAAGUCGAAUUAGUCCAAGUCGAGAUAGAGAUACACCGGAUAGAGUUCGUUUACCACAUUAUGGUCCAAGAUUUUCACCAAGUAACGUACCUGAAGCCGAAUUCCGUUCCCCACGUGCAAAACUUUUAUGGGAUAAAUGGCGUCAUGUAUGGAUGUUGGCAUGGGAAAGACAACGUCGUUUACAUGAACAUCUUUUAUAUUUGCAAGAUGUUGAAAGAGUACGUAACUUUAAUUGGGAAGAUUGGAGAAAACGAUUCCUUAAACAUAUUAAUAAUAAGAAAUCACGUCUUACGGAUCUUUAUCGUAAAAUGGAUAAAACAAAUGAUGGUUUGAUUCCAAGAGAUGUUUUUAUUGACGGAAUCAUUAAUACUAAAUUCGAUACAUCGAGACUUGAAAUGGGUGCAGUUGCUGAUCGUUUUGAUCGCAACGGUGAAGGUUUAAUUGAUUGGGAUGAAUUUAUGGCAGCAUUACGUGCUGAUUGGCAAGAUCGUAAACCAUUAACAGAUAACGAUAAAAUUCAUGAUGAAGUUAAACGUUUGGUUAUGUUAUGUACAUGCCGUCAAAAAUUCCGUGUAUUCCAAGUUGGAGAGGGUAAAUAUAGGUUUGGUGAUUCUCAAAAAUUACGUUUAGUACGUAUUUUAAGAAGUACUGUUAUGGUUCGUGUUGGAGGUGGUUGGGUUGCUCUUGAUGAAUUCUUACAAAAGAAUGAUCCAUGUCGAGUUGAAGAACACUUAGCCGAAUUAUUGCCAAUAUUUGAAAAACUUCGAGCACAGGAACAAAUUCCAUGCGCGUAUCCAUUGCAUAUGGGUGCUAGUGGUACUAUGUUUGUACGUAAUAAUAAUAGUAAAUCAGUACCAUUAAGUCCUCAUGCACCACAUUGCCAUCCUUCAACACAUUGGGUACGAGAACGUUCAACCCGUUCAAGUGGUAUGUCACGACCAUCAAGAUCAUCAUUAUCAGCAUCAACACCAGAUUCAUUAAGUGACAAUGAAAGUAGUUUAGGUGUCGCUGGACGUUAUACACCUCGUAAAGUAUCACAAACACCAAGAUCUGGUUUAACACCAGGUGGUUCAAGACCAAAUUCAAGACCUGCUAGUCGACAAGGUUCAAAACCACCAUCAAGACACGGUUCUAAUCAAUCAUUAGAUAGUACAGACGAUACACCAUCACGCAUUCCACAACGACGACCAACAAAUUUCUCUACGACAUCAUCAACAACAUUACAGGGUACACCAACGAGUAGACCAGCUAGAUUACAAGUUGGUACACCGACAUCAUCACGAACAAAUGGUACUACAAUAACUACAACAACAACAACUAGAAAAACAAUGUCUGGAUCAGCAAGUCCAGCUCCUACAAGUCGAAAUACUGUAUCAAGGAUACCAGUUAGACAAACAUCUGCUGAAAAAACGAUACCUCCAUCACCAUGUAGUAAUUCUAGUUCAGCUUCGAAUAGUCUUCUAAUAACUAAUUCGGGGCGCAAUAUAAGUGGUAGUUCAACACCAUCUGGAAUGCAAACACCUCGAAAAGGAUCAAUGGAUCCACCAACACAUCCACCCCCAAGAAAAUCACGUGGUGGUACACCAACUCAACACAGAGAACCAUUUAGACUUUAAAUACACAAAAAAAAAAAAAAACAAGAAAUAUUCAACAGAGUUUCUAAUGGAAACAAUAUGAUGAAAUGAGGAAAAAAUUAACAAAAAAAGGCCGAAUAUUUUAUAAUAAACAAAUUUAUAUAUUUUUAAAAAAU